Molecule: messenger RNA, 1305 nt
Organism: Scomber japonicus (chub mackerel)
Lineage: Eukaryota; Metazoa; Chordata; Actinopteri; Scombriformes; Scombridae
Product: kynurenine--oxoglutarate transaminase 1-like
Exons: 12
Coding region: 22-1284 (420 amino acids)
Biological process (GO): biosynthetic process
Cellular component (GO): cytoplasm; mitochondrion
Molecular function (GO): pyridoxal phosphate binding; L-kynurenine:2-oxoglutarate transaminase activity
Source: RefSeq, a predicted model, not a curated record
AGUGGGUCAUUUCAGUUAAUCAUGACACGACAGCUUCGCUCCCCCAGGACAGACGGCGUGGAUAAAAACAUUUGGGUUGAAUUCACACAGCUGGCAGCAGACUAUAAAGCAGUGAACCUCGGACAAGGAUUUCCUGACUUCUCCCCUCCUAAAUUUAUCCAGGAGGCUUUUUGUGAAGCUGUGAGUGGAGGACCUGAAAUGCACCAGUAUACACGUCCUUUUGGCCACCCCCGUCUUGUUAAAAGCCUGGCUAAAUUCUUCAGCAGGGUCGUGGGACAUGAGAUCGAUCCUUUUGAAGACAUCCUUGUCACAGUCGGAGCUUAUCAGGCUCUGUUCUGUGCAUUUCAGGCCCUGAUUGGUGAAGGUGAUGAGGUCAUAAUUAUCGAGCCAUUCUUCGACUGCUACCAGCCGAUGGUGAAGAUGGCUGGAGGAACAGCAGUAUAUGUACCUCUAAGGCCUAGAGCUGAGGGCAACACCGUCCCAUCAAGUGGAGACUGGGUUCUUUCUGCUGAGGAGUUGACCAGUAAAUUCACUCCACGCACAAAAGCCAUCGUUAUGAACACUCCCAACAACCCGUUAGGCAAGGUUUACAAGACUGAAGAGCUCCAGAUGAUUGCAGAUCUGUGUAUCAAACAUGACGUGUUGUGCAUCAGUGAUGAGGUGUACGAGUGGCUGACGUACGACGGAGCCAAGCAUGUAAAGAUAGCCAGCCUGCCAGGCAUGUGGGAACGAACCAUCACUGUUGGCAGCGCUGGAAAGACUUUUAGUGCUACUGGCUGGAAGGUUGGCUGGGCUAUUAGCUCUGGAGAUAUCAUCAAACUCCUGAAAGCCGUGCAUCAGAGCUCUGUUUUUGAUUGUGCCACUGCUGCUCAAGAGGCAGUCGCUCGUGGGUUUGAGAUAGAGUAUGAGCUUUAUGGGAGUCCAGAGAGCUACUUCCAGGAGCUGCCUGCGAUGCUGCACCACAAGAGGAAGAAGCUGGCCUCGUGUCUGGAGAGCGUGGGUCUGCAGCCCAUCAUGCCAGAGGGAGGCUAUUUUAUGGUAGCGGACGUCUCCUCCAUCAAAGUGGACUUCAAUGACCAGAGCACUGAGGAUAAACCCUACGACUUCAGAUUUGUUAAAUGGCUAAUUAAAGAAAAGGGUUUGGCAACAAUCCCUGUGUCUGCUUUCUACAGUCCAGAGCAUAGAAAGGACUUUGACAAAUACAUCCGAUUCUGUUUUGUCAAGGAGGACUCCACACUGGACGCAGCAGAAAACGUCUUGAGAAAGUGGAGGAUCACAAAGUGAAAUAUCCCACGAUGUGACACA